UUUCUUUCUGCUCUUUCCUUAUUCCCUUACUUCAGGCGAGCAGAGCAGAGCGGGACUGAGUGAGAGGAGGACAGACGUGUGCGGACCAGAGCUCACCAACUCCACAAAGACAAGAGAGGAGCAGAGUUUGCAACAUCAGAGAAAGAAAGCAAGCAGCCCUGCUUUUGCAACAGCAAACUGUGGUGGAUAUCAAGGCUGCAUCAGUAGAAUUUUUAGAGGAACAAAAAAGGAUUUGUGUGCCAUCACAGCUGGGAAGAAAUAUUGCCUUUUUUUUUUCUUUCCCUUUUUAUAUCCACAUAAAAUCCAAUUAUUCCAGCAGACCUGUGAGGUGUGGCAGCACUCUUUUCAAAUCAAGAGCAGAGAAAGAAAAGGUGGACGGAGAGAGGUGAAGGGAAGAAGAGCAGACUGCCGUGGUGGUGAACAUGCCCAUUAGAGGUAGCAGUUUGGAGGCGAGCAUGGGCGGUCUGGCCGGACAGUGGCUGUGGGUGGUGAUGCUCUCUGCCCUGAUCAUUGGCAAUGCCAGCGCCUGCCCAGCCCUGUGUACCUGCAGCGGCGUCACAGUAGACUGCCACGGACUGGGUCUCAAAACCAUGCCAAGGAAUAUCCCCCGCAACACUGAACGAUUGGAACUGAAUGGAAAUAACCUGACACGCAUCACCAAGAGCGACUUUGCUGGACUGAAGUAUCUCCGAGUUCUGCAGUUGAUGGAGAAUCAAAUUACGGUGAUCGAGCGUGGGGCUUUCGAUGACAUGAAGGAACUGGAGCGACUGCGGCUGAACCGUAAUCAACUGCAGCAGCUUCCUGAGUUGCUGUUUCAGAAGAACCCUGCCCUGUCGCGACUAGAUUUGAGCGAGAACUUCAUCCAGUCCAUCCCCAGAAAGGCCUUCAGAGGAGCCACGGACAUCAAAAAUCUCCAGCUGGAUAAAAACCACAUCAGCUGCAUCGAAGACGGAGCCUUCCGAGCUCUGAGAGGCCUGGAAGUAUUAACGCUGAACAACAACAACAUCAGCAGCAUCCCCGUCUCCAGCUUUAACCACAUGCCCAAACUCCGAACUUUCCGACUCCACUCCAACAAUCUGAACUGCGACUGUCAUCUGUCCUGGUUGGCCCAGUGGCUCAGACAGAGGCCUACAAUUGGUCUCUUCACUCAGUGUACAACCCCCACGGAGCUCAGAGGACUCAACGUGGCAGAGAUCCAGAAACACGAAUUCAGCUGCACAGGAAACCAGGAGUCUUCAAGCAUGCAACCCUGCAGCACAGGGGGAGGCUCUUGCCCAGCCAUGUGUACCUGCAGUAACAACAUUGUGGACUGUAGAGGGAAGGGCCUGACCGCCAUUCCUGCCAACCUGCCUGAAAACAUGGCCGAAAUACGUCUGGAGCAGAACGGGAUUAAGUCUGUUCCUCCCGGAGCCUUCUCUCCCUACAAGAAGCUGCGUAGGAUAGACCUGAGCAACAACCAGAUCUCGGAGAUCGCUCCCGACGCCUUCCAGGGCCUGCGCUCCCUCAACUCCCUCGUGCUGUAUGGAAACAAGAUCACUGACCUGCCCAAGGGGGUGUUUGACGGCCUCUACGCCUUACAGCUGCUGUUGCUGAAUGCCAAUAAGAUUCACUGCGUUCGUGCCAACACCUUCCAGGACCUGCAGAAUCUCUCGCUGCUAUCGCUCUACGACAACAAGAUCCAAACCCUCGCCAAGGGCACCUUCACUUCACUGCGAGCGAUACAGACCCUCCACCUGGCCCAGAACCCGUUUAUCUGUGACUGUAAUCUGAAGUGGCUGGCGGACUACCUGCGCUCCAACCCCAUAGAGACCAGCGGCGCUCGCUGCGCUAGUCCUCGCCGUCUCGCAAACAAACGUAUUGGACAAAUCAAGAGCAAGAAGUUCCGCUGCUCUGCCAAAGAGCAGUACGUCAUCCCAGGGACGGAGGACACCCGUCUGAAUAACGCCUGCAACAGCGAUCCAGUGUGUCCUCCCAAGUGUCGGUGUGAAUCGAAUGUAGUGGACUGUUCCAACCUGAAGCUCACCAAAAUCCCAGAGCACAUCCCCGCAUCCACCACUGAACUACGCCUCAACAACAAUGAGAUCACGACUCUUGAUGCAAUUGGAGUCUUCAAGAACCUCUCCCAGCUCAAGAAAAUCAACCUCAGCAACAACAAGAUCACAGAUAUUGAAGAUGGGGCAUUUGAAGGUGCGUCCUCUGUCAUCGAACUCCAUGUCACGGCCAAUCAAAUUGACUCGGUUCGAAGCGGGAUGUUCCGAGGCCUAGAGGGGCUGCGGAUGCUGAUGUUGAGGAACAACAAGAUCAGCUGUGUCCACAAUGACAGCUUCACUGGUCUCCACAACGUCCGUUUGCUUUCUCUCUAUGACAACCAGCUGACCACAAUCACCCCCGGAGCUUUUGACACACUGCAGACGCUCUCCACUCUUAACCUCCUGGCCAACUCCUUCAACUGCGACUGCCGGCUGGCCUGGCUCGGGGACUGGUUGAGGACCAGGAAGAUUGUGACGGGUAACCCUCGCUGUCAACGUCCAGCCUUCCUGAAGGAGAUCCCCCUGCAGGAUGUGGCUCUGCCGGACUUCCGCUGCGAGGAGGGCCAAGAGGAGUCCACCUGCGUGCCCCGACCCCAGUGUCCCAGUGAGUGCACGUGCCUUGAGACGGUGGUGCGCUGCAGCAACAAGCACCUCCACUCACUACCCAGAGGCAUCCCGAGAAAUGUGACUGAACUGUAUCUGGAUGGAAACCAGUUCAGCGUCGUCCCGAAAGAACUGUCUACCUUCAAAUACCUGCAGCUGGUAGACCUGAGCAACAACAAGAUCAACUCUCUGACCAACUCAUCCUUUGCUAACAUGAGCCAACUUACCACUCUAAUCCUGAGCUACAACUCCCUGCGUUGUAUCCCCAAAAUGGCUUUCAGCGGGCUGCACUCUCUUCGACUGCUGUCUCUUCAUGGGAACGAUAUUUCCGAGCUUCCUGAUGGCAUCUUUAAUGAUGUGGCCUCACUUUCCCAUUUGGCCAUCGGCGCCAACCCGCUGUACUGCGACUGCCACCUGCGCUGGCUGUCUGACUGGGUAAAGACGGGAUACAAAGAGCCUGGAAUCGCCCGCUGUGCCGGCCCACCCGGCAUGGGGGGCAAACUGCUCCUCACCACACCUGCAAAGAAGUUUGAAUGUUCAGGGGAGGUGGACACUACAGUGCUGGCCAAGUGCAAUCCCUGUCUGUCCGGUCCUUGUCUGAACCACGGCAUCUGUCACGACGACUUGGUGGAGGUCUACAGGUGCAGCUGCCCCCCAGGAUUCAAGGGCAAAAACUGUGAGACGGCCUUGAAUGCCUGCAUCAGUAACCCCUGCUCUAACGGAGGGACCUGCCGAGUGAGCGGGCAUGACGAGGGAGAUUACAGUUGCACGUGUCCACUGGGCUUUGAAGGCCCCACUUGCCAAAUCAACAUUGACGACUGUGAAGACAACGACUGUGAAAGCGGAGCAACCUGCAUUGAUGGAAUCAACAACUACACCUGUUUUUGUCCCCCCUACUACACAGGGGAGAUGUGUGAAGAAAUGGAAGAUGUGUGUGCUCCAGGACGGAGCCCCUGCCAACACCAGUCUACCUGCCUCAUCACCUCCUCUGGACCCAAGUGUGUGUGUUCUCCUGGUUACGUUGGUGACGACUGCAGCAUCGACUAUAAUGACUGCGAUGAGCAUCGAUGUCAGAAUGGAGCUCAGUGUGUGGAUGAGCUGAGUGGAUAUUCCUGCAUCUGUCCCGAAGGAUUCAGCGGGCAGCUGUGCGAGGUUCCACCGUCUCCUCUGUCUCUGUGCGAGCUCGCCGACUGCCAGAACAGCGCCCCCUGUGUGGAGCGAGGGGGCCGCGCCCUCUGCCAGUGUCCUCCAGAGUUUGGGGGGCCGCGCUGUGAGAAGCUGGUCAGCGUCAACUUCAUCGACAGAGACUCUUACCUACUGCUCUCUGACCUCAAGAACUGGCCUCAGGCUAACAUCACGCUGCAGGUGUCCACAGCUGAGGACAACGGUAUCUUGCUGUACAAUGGAGACAAUGACCAUAUUGCAGUGGAGCUCUUCCAAGGCCAUGUAAAGGUUAGCUAUGACCCCGGUAGCCAGCCAGGACACGCCAUCUACAGUACCGAGACUAUCAAUGAUGGUCAGUUCCACACAGUGGAGCUGGUGACCUACGACCAGAUGGUGAACCUGUCCAUUGACGGGGGUCUCCCUACCACAAUGGACAGCUUUGGGGCGGUGCGGCCCCUCAACGGGGAAGCUCCGCUAUACGUGGGGGGUAGGGGCCCUCUCCAGAACACACCUCCCUCCUCUGCAGGCAUGCCGGUGGACGUCCAGGCGGGUACUUUCCGUCUCUGGCAGAUCCAGAACGGCUCCAGUUUCCAUGGCUGCAUUCAGAACUUGUACAUCAAUAACGAGCUCCAAGACUUCACCAAGACCCAGAUGAAGCCCGGCGUGGUACCGGGCUGCGAGCCCUGCAAAAAGCUCUACUGUGUCCAUGGCAUCUGCCAGCCUGAUGGGGCCCAGGGACCGGUGUGUCACUGCCAGCCAGGCUGGAGCGGGCCACACUGUGACCAGCCAGCCCUCAACCCCUGCCAAGGCAGCAAGUGUGUCCAUGGGAAGUGCAUCCCACUGGACGCUCAGUCGUACCGCUGUGAGUGUGACGACGGUUACCGUGGCGCCCUGUGUAACCAACAAGGAGAGCUGUUCAACCCCUGCCGCCGGCUGUCCUGCAAACACGGCCGCUGCCAGAUCUCAGAGACAGGAGACGCAUACUGUCACUGUGAAAGCGGCUACACCGGUGAACUCUGUGACGCAGAGUCUGAGUGUCGAGGGGAGCCUGUGCGGGAUUUCUACCAGGUGCAGCGGGGGUACGCCAUCUGCCAGACCACGCGCAUGGUGUCCUGGGUGGAGUGCAGUGGAGCCUGCGACACAGGAGCCUGUUGCGCCAGCCAGAGGAUGAAACGCCGGAAAUACACCUUUGAGUGCAGCGAUGGAACCUCCUUUAGUGAAGAAGUGGAAAAGACCAUCAAGUGCGGCUGCGUGAGCUGCAUGUAGCCCCCACUCACACGCAUUUUUCUGCUGCUGCCGCAGAGCAGAAGAUAGAAAGCAAGGAAGGAAAGAAGGAAGAGAGAAGACUGGAGGAAAGUGAAGGAGGGAAAGCAAGAAAAAGAGAGAUUAUACAGAAUAUAUAUAAAACCUCUAUCUAUAUAUUAUGGACAACAAUGUUUGUAAAAUAGGACAUUUAUUCCCCCUCUGAGGGUGUGACCUACAGUAAAACCGAGAAAAUCAACGAUGUAGAAGUGACAACAACAGCAGCAAAACCAAUUUAUCUGCAACAUUGUUCAAAGGGGUCCAGAGAUUUCAUAAGUGUUGCAUCCAGUGUGAAGCAUCCUUCCAACCCACAUUAUCCCGUGUGACUUCCCCAUCCAUCUGUGAGGCCUCUGACAGCUCAGCCAGCAUCUUCCAUCUGUAUGUUGUGGAGGCAAUGAGGUCCGUUGGGGCUAACGAAGGCAGCGGAGGCAGAGACGAGCAGCAAGGAAGCAAACAUAGGGAUAAGGGGCGCGCUGGACCGCUUGACUUGGCAAAGCUAUCUUGAGUUGAGCUUGGCUAUGCAGCCUGGAUGGUGACGGAUGUGGUUAAGGUCGAAGUUGUCGUCGAUUUGGUGGAGCAAAGUUCUCUGCCAGGAUACGGUCAUUCAUCCACACACGCACACGCAAAGGUGAGUGGAAGGGAAGAGGAUGUAUGUCUAGAGCGGCACAUAAUCUGGGGCAGAUGUCGUCGAUUCAAGGCAAGGUGGUCUGGCGUCGCAGCUGUUGGCUGCGCGCAACCGCAACAUAAAAACUCCCUGCAAAUAGAGACUGCACAGACGAGCAGCACUGAAAACGACAGUUUUACACCUCUGCGGAGCAGAUGAUCACAUAUGCAUGGCGUGCACGCAGUCAGAACACGGCUUGAGAAGGCUUGCAUAGCCCAGCUGCAGCGCGGUGCAGGCAGUCGUUGAACCCCCAGCAUGCAUCACCUCGGGUUCUAUGAGGUUUUGCAGAAUCCCAGUCCCCCCCUACCCUUGAGCAAGGGCCGAUAAACCCUGCUCCCAUUGAUGCCUGCAGUAUUAAACUUGUGCAGACUGUUGCAUGUGUGAAGAAGAGUUUAACAGAUAUGUAGAGCUUCUUUGUGUCAUUAUAAAUGUUAUUACAAAAGAUAUUAGAAUCAUCUUCUGUUUUGUUUAUUAUUUUGUUCUGUCUCUUUUUUUUAAUUUUUGUUAUAGUUUGUUAUAUUUUGUCUCAUGAUGUAAUCUAACUCCCAUCGCUCCCCGAGCCCACCCUUACAACCCUUUAUAUAGAAACGCCUAACAGAUUCUAAUAUAUAUAUAUACAGUAUAUAUAUAAAUAUAUAUAUAAAUAUAUAUUUGUAUUUCGUUUUGGUAUAGUAUUUUUCUAUGUUAAGAGCAAGUCUGUUUCUGGAAGUGUUGGGACUAGUGGAAAGACAUCCAAUUGGUUCUUUAGGUGUUUUUAUUUGUUUAUCUUACCUUCUCCAGCAAGGUAAAUCAUUAUGUUUAUCGGCCAAAAAUGCAGCAGCUGGUUGGCGUCGUUGUGUAGGAGGCAGUAUUGGUCCAGUUAUGUUUAAUAUUGUAUAUGUUGUCUUCCAUGUGAAUAUUACAUCUAAUUCAUGAGUCUGUGCUUGUUUUUAUUUAUUUUAUCUCAAGGCAUUUUCAUGUAGAAAGUGAAAAAGCAUUCAAAUGUUUUAAAGAUGAAAGAAGGUAAAUUACUUAAUGAAAAUAGCAAAAUCUCUGCAAGGUGUUUGUAACAUAACUUAUCAGCGUUUUAUGGCGGUGUUUUCCUCCUCUGUGGCUCAAACGUUUGGUCAUUCCUUGUUCGCUGCAGGAUCUGUUUUGAGCUCAUCUCAGCGGACGGGCCGCCACAAGUUUCCCUUGUAAUUAACAGCGCAGGUGAAGGCUCCUGGUCGUUUAAGUUCAUUAUGUUCAAAUAAUGAGUAGCAUAGUAAUCAUUUGAAUCUCAGAGAUGUUUGCCGAGGGGAGAAAAAAAAGAAAAAAAAAUAUUUUAAGUUUAGUCAAGCUCAACUGAUCAUAAGCUGCUGUCAAGCCAGAAGAAAUCAGAUGAAGUUGCCUCCAUGGACACUGAUCAUGUUCAAGUGGAUCUUUCUUUCAAUAGGCAACUGUGUGAAGCAUUAUAUGCCAACUUCUGACAGAUAUCCGGACAUUUUCAUUGUCUGUCAGUUCUGACUGGCUAUCCAAUCCCGCCCCGCCAUAAAAAAGGAAAAAUAGGUGCCAAUUACAGUGGAAAGUCAUACCUGAAUGUAUAAAUGUGUAUAGAUAAAUAUGAGCUAUGCUUAUUCAUGAAGUGGUAACUUUUAGCUGUUAUUUAGUUUCCAAUGUAAGAUAUAGAAGUCACAUCCUGUUGAAAGAGUGACAGCCCAUCAGGCACUGUUCUGCCUGCAGACUGGGAUUGUAUGUCUCGAAAUGUCUCUAUAAAGGUAUAAAAAGCUGCAGAGGGAGAUGUCAGCACAGUACAAUGUUACAUCACGCAGCUCUUGUUUUUAUUGCUACCAAUGUUAACUUUGUUUUACAUGCCGUUGAUGUGAUGCCAGUGGUGUAUAACAAAAUGACAAAAGAUCUCAAAGAACACCUGGUAAACAGUCACUGUAAUACUUAGGCAGUGUGCCUCAUAAAGGUACAUAUUUAAUCGAAUGUGACUUUCGUUUUCAUGGCUCCUCUUCUUCCUCUGCACUGAUCUGUACUGGACCGGAGCGUUCAGUUUCCUGGUAGACAUCUUAGUGGUGCUUGUGCUAUAUUGAGAUGUAACUCCAUAAUCUGGCCACAUGACCAGAAACACAGAUCUUUCCAUCCUAUGAGCUAUAUACGUAAAUGUUAUUGUGAACAACACAAUGUCUCUGUUGUAUUAAUAUGGUGCAAAAACUUAAGAAAUAUCCCUGGUUGGGUUCUGUCUGUUUGCUUUUAUGUUGCAGGACUGAUGGUGGGAUUGAACUGAAAAACUCAAUUAUGCUGAAUGUAUGUAGUGCCACCGACAAAAUGUUUACCAAACUUCCACUCUUUUCAUUAAUUAAACUUCAAAUGUGUGUGCUUUUAGGAAUGUUUUUGUCUUUCUUUGUCUUAAUGGUUCUUCCUUUGUUCCUUCUUCCUGUAAUUGACCUUUUGUUUCUGUAAA
Cololabis saira (Pacific saury) is the source of this 8191-nucleotide messenger RNA. Its product is annotated as slit homolog 1 protein-like. The record is from RefSeq and is a predicted model, not a curated record. Gene Ontology annotation, biological process: axon guidance; negative chemotaxis. The transcript is spliced from 37 exons. Lineage: Eukaryota; Metazoa; Chordata; Actinopteri; Beloniformes; Belonidae. Gene Ontology annotation, molecular function: Roundabout binding; calcium ion binding; heparin binding. The coding region runs from base 423 to 5063 and encodes 1546 amino acids.